AUGUCUCUCUCCAAGGUGACCCUGACCCUUCGCGAGAAGCUGGACUUCCUCCCCGCCGUGGCCUCUGUGGCCCUCGCAGCGUUCUAUGCCUUGCUUACCGGACUCUGGCGCACCGAGCGCCAAGCCAAGACCCUGUUCCUGCAUUUGGGCUAUGCGAUGUUCCGCAAGGCCACCGCGCGCCUGUCGCCCUCCCAAAUGCAGUACAUUCUGCCACCCACCAACGCCAUCUACGAACUCCACGCUAAAAAGACUGGCAUAUACCCCGAAUCAGUCGACCUGGGCGCCGGCGCCCACGGCCACUGGAUCGGCGAUCGCAAUGCAGACAAUGUAAUCGUCUGGUUCCACGGCGGUGGCUUCAGCCUCCCCGCGAACUUGGGCUACUUCAAGUACUACACGCAACUCAUCCGCGACCUGCGCGCCGCCGGCAAGAGUGUCGCCGUCUUCAGUCUCUCCUACACCCUCGCUCCGGCCGCCACAUACCCGACCCAGCUACGCCAGGCAGUCUCCUGUCUCGCCCACGUGCUCCCCACCCGAUCGCCCUCACAAAUCUUCCUCGGAGGCGACAGCGCCGGCGGGAACCUCGUCUGCGGCGUCCUGUCGCACCUCGCGCACCCACACCCGGAAAUCGAUGCCGUGGAAUUAAAGGGAAAUCUCGGUGGCGCGGUCAUGAUCGCGCCCUGGACGCUGCUCGACACCGAGUUCCCCGGAAUGGACGUCUAUCACGGCGGGGACAUCAUCACGACUGCGGUCGCGGGCCCGUGGGCGAGUGCGUACAUCGGUUCAGCUGAGCGGGACUAUUAUACCGACCUUUCGCAUGCGCCGCCCGAGUGGUUCAGUUCCUUCCCGGUGGACUCGGUGUUGAUCACUGGGGGUGAGAAUGAGAUUCUCUUGCCGUUGAUCCAGGAUCUGGCGACGAAGUUCAAGGAGGGCUUUGAGCGGGUUGAGUUCUUUGUCGGGGUGAGGGAGUGUCAUGUGGCGCCGGUCUAUCAUCUUGAGCUUGGCGAUGCGGUGAAGACCGAGCAGGGGAGGAGGAUUGAAAGGUUCCUCGGAGAAUUGAUGGCUUGA
Messenger RNA from Penicillium brevicompactum, 1065 nucleotides. RefSeq names its product lipase/thioesterase family protein. The record is from RefSeq and is a predicted model, not a curated record. The transcript is spliced from 2 exons. NCBI's taxonomy places the organism in Eukaryota, Fungi, Ascomycota, Eurotiomycetes, Eurotiales, Aspergillaceae. The coding region runs from base 1 to 1065 and encodes 354 amino acids. Gene Ontology annotation, molecular function: hydrolase activity.